CCAUAGCUUUGUCCGCACUGGCUUUGGUUUACUCGGGAGGACGAGGUAUCCAACCGAGGCGGGAUGAGGAGAUUAGAGGGCAAGGUCGCGAUCGUCACGGCCUCCACCCAAGGGAUCGGCUUCGCCAUCGCCGAGCGCCUGGGCCUCGAGGGCGCCGCCGUCGUCGUCUCCUCCCGGAAGCAGAAUAACGUCGAUGAGGCGGUGGAGAAGCUUCGGUCGAAGGGAAUCGAGGUGAUAGGGGCAGUCUGUCAUGUGUCGAAUCCGCAGCACCGGAAGGAUCUCGUGGAGAAGACCGUUCAGAAAUAUGGUCGCAUAGAUAUAGUCGUGUCAAAUGCUGCUGCUAAUCCAUCAGUUGAUGGGAUACUGUAUACCAAAGAGUCAACUCUCGAUAAGCUUUGGGACAUCAAUGUGAAAUCUUCCAUCCUUAUCCUCCAGGCUGCCGCAUCUUACUUGCAGAAAGGAUCUUCUGUUAUCCUCAUAUCGUCAAUUGCAGGUUACCACCCGCAGGCUUCCAUGGCCAUGUAUGGUGUUACAAAGACUGCCCUUCUUGGACUCACUAAGGCCCUUGCUUCCGAAAUGAGCCCGGAUACCCGUGUCAACUGUAUAGCUCCUGGAUUCGUCCCUACGCAUUUUGCUAAUUUCAUUACAAAUAAUGACGCUAUGAUCGAGGUCACUGUUGGUAGGGCGACAUAUAUAAGAGAAAAACUAUCGAGGAUCAAACUUUGCUGAAGAGGCUCGGAACUACAGAAGACAUGGCUUCCGUUGCCGCCUUCCUUGCUUCGGAUGACUCAUCCUACAUCACCGGAGAAACACUUGUGGUCGCCGGAGGAAUGCCUUCCAGACUAUAAUCCCUCCCCCCAAUUCUAUGAAACCCUUGUGAUGGUGAUUCACUGGUAGAUAACUUUACAUUUACUGAAUCAACCAUUUCCAAAGUCUACGAAGUUACUGAGGCCUCAUUUCAUUGGAUUUGUAGAACUAAAAAAAUUUAGACUUAUUUAGGCUAUUGAAGCUGGAUGAAUUGUGUUUAUGGUUGUUUUCAGUAAAUGAUAAAAAUAUGAAAUAAAUGAUUAUGCAAGGGCUUUUUCUUUUCUAUGAUAA
Molecule: messenger RNA, 1098 nt
Organism: Zingiber officinale
Lineage: Eukaryota; Viridiplantae; Streptophyta; Magnoliopsida; Zingiberales; Zingiberaceae
Product: short-chain dehydrogenase/reductase SDRA-like
Exons: 7
Coding region: 64-729 (221 amino acids)
Molecular function (GO): oxidoreductase activity
Source: RefSeq, a predicted model, not a curated record